Molecule: messenger RNA, 549 nt
Organism: Mytilinidion resinicola
Lineage: Eukaryota; Fungi; Ascomycota; Dothideomycetes; Mytilinidiales; Mytilinidiaceae
Exons: 1
Coding region: 1-549 (182 amino acids)
Source: RefSeq, a predicted model, not a curated record
AUGCACCUCACACCAGCAGACAUCCGCGGCGCCCGGGCCUAUUGCCCGGAGAGCGUGAAUCCUGACCUCAUCCCGCGUCGCGUACCCUACAACCCAGCGGAGGACCCCGACAGCAUCGAGAACAUCGUCAGACGGUGCCGCGAGAGGAUCAGAAUCCAACGCGCUCUGGAGGAGGCCCAGCGCGCGGCAGAGGAGGUCCAACGCGCUACGGAGGCGCGAUGGGGCCAGGCGGUGGCGGUGCUCUUCCGCCCUGCUCCCACUCCCGCUCCCGCUCCUGCCCCUGCCCCUGCCCCUGCCCCUGCUCCCAUUCCUGCUGCUGUCCCGGCUCGCGUCGACCGCACCACUCAAACCGAGCCCGUCGCCGACGCAACCUGGCGCGUCCGAGAGCACCACAUUCCGGCCAUGAUGGUGCCGGCGGAGGGGACCCCCAUCACCCUCCUCACCGCCGAGAAUCUGGCCCUACUCGACGAGAUCGUGCCGCCUGAGGCCGACUACAAGAUGCUCCCGGCGAGCUGGCGUCUGCACGAGAUGCGGCACCGUGACGACUGA